UGUAUGCUCGUAGGAGAAUGUCUGGAAUAAUUCAAUUCUUGUUACUGGUCAGCGCGACCGUGGCUUCCGAACCGUCCAAUCCAGCGUGCUCCAAAUACGACUAUGAGGAAAAGAUGCUCGAGAGAAUGAUCCGCAUGGAGUUCGCGUUUGAAAAAUUGGGCGAAAAAGUGGAGCAAAAUUUGAACAAUAUCAAAGAUGAGAAAGAACGUUUUCGCUCGGACGUGGAUGUCAUGAAGGAGCAAGAAGAACGUAAACUGGCUUCGCUCAUGAAGGAAGUUGAGAGAAACCAGUCAAGCACGCUUAAUAAGGUUGUGACUGAUUCGAAAAAUAGCCUAGAGCAAAUGAAUGCCGCCUUUAGUAAUAUUCAAGACCAAAUCGCUAUUCCACUGGUGUAUUUCCACGCCCACUCUCCACAGUCCAGCAGCCUGUCCACAGCCGAGGUGAUAGUUUACAGGACAGUGGAGGCCAACCAGGGCAACGGCUACAACUCAAUCACGGGCAAGUUCACUGCUCCGUACGAGGACUCUACUUGCUCUUUAUGCAGACAUGUACUGCUACAAAGAAAAUUGCUUAUCUCCAGAUGGUGAAGGAUGGCUCAGUCCUCAUUGCAUCAUUGCAAUAUGGCAAUGACGCUUCUUCCUGUUCAAGUAGUCAGGUGUUUGCUCAGCUUGAUGCCGGGGAAACUGUUUGGGUACAAUGCUCUACUGGGAGUUCGAACAGACAAGUGUAUGAGGAUCAUCCUCAUUAUUGGACCAGUUUUGGUGGUGCUCUCAUUAACAACGUACGUGCAUAGGCCAAUGUUCAUUAAAAGCACAAGACAGAAAAUGUACAACGAAAGUGGAUGUAAAUUUCACAGUUAUUUACUAAUUAUAUAAAGAAAGAAAUUGUUAUUACGUAAAUGAAUUUCGUUAUCACAUAUACCGUAAUAUUAACAUUGUUAGGUAUCGCCUGAUUAGUCCGACUUUACGCUGCAUCAUGUUAAUAUUUUCUUUAAACUGACAACACAUAUGUUGAAAAGGAAUUAUUGUUUUUGCUAUAACUAAGAACACUGUAUACUCCUAAUGUAAGCUUUGCCGACUCAAUAUUAAUCCUUAUUUGUAUAUGGUCAGUAACGCAUGUAUCGUUUUUCUUCAGGCCGCUGUUUUAAAAACUUUAUCCAGAAAAAAAAAUGUUUUGUGAAUUGAUGAGUUCACAUUAAUAAAAUAUCUUCAUACACAUACUUAAAAGUCGAUGUUAAAUAUUUUAGAAGUCGACUCUUUCAUUUAGAUUUCAAACUGUAAUUCCAUUUAUGUAUUUACAGAA
Mya arenaria is the source of this 1302-nucleotide messenger RNA. RefSeq lists its product as uncharacterized. NCBI's taxonomy places the organism in Eukaryota, Metazoa, Mollusca, Bivalvia, Myida, Myidae. The record is from RefSeq and is a predicted model, not a curated record. The transcript is spliced from 2 exons. Bases 18 to 587 code for a protein of 189 amino acids. Gene Ontology annotation, molecular function: protein binding.